GUGCAUUGUUAUUUCAACUCGUGAACUGAGCAGUGAAUAUCCGGAGCGAUUUUGCUUCCUUCGAUGUUUCUUCUCAUGUGUGACUGAAAGUGCUACAGAAUGGAUUGCGAAUUUGAAGGGGAACGCAGAUUGGUGUGUAGAUUUGUUUUGCAAACGUAAUUUGGUUUAGGUUUUUGGUGGAAUUUCUUGAGGCUGGUAAACAUUGAGCAAUUUUCACGUUACAACGUGUGCGGAAAGAAAUUUUAGAGUAAUGUGCGUUACUGUGUUGAUUCGCGAAAUCUUCUAACUCCUUUUCAUUAAAAUUUCCGUGUUUAUCGCAGAGGAAACAGAACCGCAGGAAUUAUAACGACGAUACAGAUGACAUUAUUGAAGGAAAGCGUACGUUUAGCGUGGAAGAAAAGCUAAACAGUGAGAAAUUUGCCGAGGGUGAUUUUGUAAAGAGACUCAGUGGAGACGGUUAGUCCAAAGGAAUUAUUUGGCUGAAUAAAAAAAUUGCAGUUGAAAACUCGCUUGCUCACAUAAUGUUUUAUUAUUGUAGAAAUCAACCUAAAGUAUAUACAGGAGAAUGGUUUCACUUCACCAAUUCUAAUAAAAAACACUGAGGGACUUGAUAUGCGGUACGUAUGCAAUCUGUGAAUGCACAAAGCCGAUAGCAUGAUCGUAGGUUUCAGAGAGAAUGUUUGUUUCAAGUUGUCCAGUUUCUCAAUGUUCUCAAGUAAAAGUUCAAUUAUAUUUACUACACUGUUAUUUAGGGUUCCUAACAAAGAUUUUACAGUCGAAGAUGUGAAGAAUUUCGUCGGUAAGCCGUUCUAGCUAAUUUGAAAUUCUCUGAUUACAUGUAAUAUUUUUCGUGUAUGCCCUCAAUUGCGUUUGAGCUUAUUAAAACUUGCAUCGGUUAAAAUUGUUGAUGUCGGUUCUCUUGUUAAGGCUGUCUGUUGACAUUGGUUAUUAGGGGCUCGGAGAAUUGUGGAUGUAAUAGAUGUCAACACACAGCAAGCUUUGGAAAUGACUCUGCAACAGUGGGUGAAAUAUUUCACCAGCGAACAGAGAGAGGACAUUUACAAUGUUAUAAGCUUGGAAUUUAGCCACACUAAACUGGAGGAUCUGGUGGAACCACCUCACUUGGUGAGCAAGUUGUAUUUUUUAAGGUUUUUUGUUCAUGAAAAUGUAUAUUUUGUCCUUUAUUUAUGGUAGGUUUUCGGAGUUUUGGGCUUUGUGUGUGACUCGUUUACUCAGUGUAGCACUUACUACUAUUGGUUGCGUUUUAAACACUUAAACUUAAUUUAAUUCAAUAAUUGUUAUUUUCCGUUAACAUUUCUUGCUAAAAAUCGUCUUCCUUUGGGAUUAAUAAAUAUCUUUUUGACUGUAAGUGGUUGGUGAUGUUUUGAACACCCCAGCUUCUAUUAUCACAAAGCUAGCUACAUAGGUUGUAUUAGUGCCGAAUGAAAAUUGCAGAGAAACUUCCCCAACCAGGGGCUUUCCACAUUGCGCUCCCCGAACUCUACUUUGCUCAGCUCAUUAUCGUGCUGGGAUGAUUUUAACCGGAAAAGGACGGAAAGUAAAAUCAGGAACUAUUCAUGCCAAGAACUGCUCCUAAGAGCUGAAAGGUGCCCUGGAGCUCUUUACUAUUCACACGCCCUUUAAAAACAAAAACCCGAAAACUAUGAUAAGGAAACCAGAAGCCAGUUUCGUACCUCUGAAAUUUUCGGGUUCAGUUUCUUUAAUUUUACAACAUUUAUCCAAUGUAGCUUUGUUUUAGUGUUGUAAAGCUACGGCAGGGACAUUUUGGUUGCGAGUGUUGAAAGAAUUUUGAUGCUCAUAUUCGCACUUAAAAAACGAAGAAUAAUGAAAAUAAUUAUAAAACCAAAUUUCUUCCAUAUCAUCUCGAUAAAGUCCCUUGUGUAAUCUUCGUCCGUGUACAUGUAAUAAAAACAUAUCUUCUUGCGGCGGUUAAAAACACUGUGGCUUCUUUUUCAAAGUGGUGCGUAAAUCUUCGUGCAAUUUUGUGCGUCACAGGCCGAACUUCUGUUGUGUACAUGAUUUAAGCGUGGUUUUCAACUUGGUUAAAAUUGUACCCUUGUGUUUACGUUUAAACAUAAAAAUUUCCUCGCUGUUCUUCCGAUGUAUGCGAAUUUUAUUGGAGAACAAAGGCUUAUUCAGCUUUUUACAAGCUAUAUCUUGCCGAUAACUGAAAAUGGUUUUGAAUAUCGGCAAAAAACGCCACGCAUCCUGCAAAGGGGUUUAGCUAUGCAAAUAUGGCGGCUUGAUCAUUAGUGCCAAUGUUGGUGUGAGCCGCAAAGAAUCGGAUGAAAACGAAAGGAUGAGGUUUUUGGAGGGGACUUUGAAAUUAUUUAAAAUAAUCGUGCUGUCGAGGCUUUUACCAUGUUUUGGACAUUUGAUAGCGUGUCAGCGAAUAACAGGGACAAGUGACUGAAUACCUGCUCUCUGAGACCCGUUCACUUGCCGAGUUCCCGCUAAACUGGUCUACAUAGAAAUGGAUAUAAUUAUACAGAUCGAGCAGAGAGACGGUGAUGGCUGUUUAGGCAAACGUCUUAUACCCAUUUGUGCAAUGACUGUUGAAUUACCACCGUAAAAAUUAGAAUUUACCACUAUUUUGUUUUCACAUAGUCCCGCCUCCUGUUGCUUUAAUAUGGCUGAACUGAAGGGUGGUAUCCCUUAAUGCAUCAACAUGACGAUCUUCAAACUGAACUUGAACAUUCCUCUAUCCGCGUAUCGUAUCAGAUAAAAUUUUUGCUGUGCCAUUUUUUCAAACCUUUCUACUGGUAAAUUUACUAGCUGCUUGUUUUGUGAAAUACAUUUGACCAAAGUUCUACCGGAUUAUUUAAAGACAUUUUUUUCCUACGUGGGCAACAUAAGGCUCUUGAUGCACAUUCUAUUUCCAAUUCACUCGAAGCGUGAAUUUUAACACGUGCUUAUUAUUGCUGGGUUUAAAGUUAGUGAAAGUUGACACAGUAUUCAAUUUUUGCGGGUAAUGUUUGUUCCUUCCUCCAUGUAAUUAGCAGAAAAACGAACAACCAAUGGUGUUGAAAAAGGCUUAACGCCAUUGUUGGUUACAAAUUUGUUUCCACAAAAAACGACUUAGUACGGUUUAAAUACGAACCAGAAACAUUCGAGUAUAAAGUCAUUUGUCUGAAGUACUAGGAGAGAUGUUUAAAGUCUGCCAUAAAAAUAGAACCUAAAACGUUUGGUUUUUAGAAAGUUCCAAACUUUCGAGUAACAUCUACCCUUUUCAUAAAUAACAUCCUGUCAAAGGAAUUAUCUUUUUUAAAAGUUUGAGAAGGUCGUAAUGGAAGGAAAUAUUCUUGAUUUUUGAUCCACAUGCAAUAACCAAAUUUAACAGAAAGGUUUUUCCUUGAAACUUACUGAAUUUAUAUUUAAACGUCAAAUUAAAAUCACCAUUCUGUAGUUAUUCUCACUUUUUUACGUCACGGAAAUGAUAAUUUACCACUUUAGAAAAUCGUGAUUUCAGUGGACGACUACUGCACUUUCGCGCAAGAUCUGAAGCCGCAGUUAAGACUCGUGUUUGAAAUGAUCCCUUUUAUUUUGCUCUGAAAUAUCAAUCUCCAAUGUAAAAAUGUCUUGCACAAUGUUUACAGCUGGACAAAACGAGGUCAUAACAAUCUUUUUGUAUGACUACUCUUUGUGUCUAAAACUUUUACGUCUGCAAGUAAUUGCAUUGCUGAAAUGUAACAAUUGAUUCAAAGCUACUUAGUACUCCAAAACUUUGCCUGAUGUAGUUUGGCUAUUUUCCCCAGUUGAAGAGUUCUGUAUUAUUUAUAAAUCUUUAUUUUGAAACUCGCAUUUAGAGCAAUAACACAGACAAAGCUAAGCUGUAAUUGACGCAACGAGAGUUAUUUUGAAGUAUAACUACGUCUUCCACCGUACCUUGUUCAUUAAUCUCAGCUUAAAGUAAAAUCUAGAAGAUUCAGGAGCGUUUAUCGUGUAACUGGAUCAUAUCCUUGUGUUAUUAGGUGCGAGUUAUGGACUGGGUAAAUGUUGUGUGGCCUCAGGAUCUCAUUGAGCAACAAAGGGAUUCAACGAACUCUCUAGCUGAUAUGAAGUAUCCCAAAGUUAGAAAGUAAGUCGUGAUUUACUGACUCUAGCUUGCAUUCCCAGAAUCAAGUCUGAAGCUAAUGUUUAGAGGCUGGGUAAGAAAUCUAAUGUUGUGACCAUUCAAUUGAAACUUGUUCAGCACCUCUCUCUCUCUCUCUCUCAUUAACCUUACAAUCUCUAUUCGUUUUAAGAAUUUUAAAAGUGAAAUUUGUAAUUUUUCCGCUCCAAUUUUGAUUUUAGUGAGCAUCCUGCUUAAAUAGUAAUACUAGAGUUGAUCUGUCCGUGCGCAAUAUUUCUGAGGCCAUUAAGUGGACACGCAGCAGACAGCUAGGCUGUGUGUGUAAACUUGCGCAGAACUAUGAACUUGAUUUGGUUCAGUUUGCACAAUUUUAUCGCUCACAGAUAUCUCUUGAUACGAAAUGGUGAAUGCGACAUAUACAAAAUCAUGAGUGUGAAGUCGAGAUGUUCAGUAGAGCCUGCGCGCUGCGUUUUUUUCAUGAAGAUAAAACACGGUUUCUCAUUUUGAAUACAUCAACAGUUUAGUUGACAAAGACUGAAUUAGAAUAAAUCGAGAUCAAGUUUAGUCUUAGGGACAAUUUGAACAAACCGUGAGAAAGGUAUUCAGUUGAUCACUUGUGCUUCAAUUUCAUUUUCGAGCGUGAUACAUGGUUUCCUGUAAUCUUUAUGUGAUACAACUGAGAUAUAGUGAAGUGUAUGUUAUCCAUGCGCUCCAUGAUUUUCACUCGAUUUUACGGAUGAGAAAUAUGAUUACCUUAAACUUAAAAGCUGCUGCAGUGAAGCUAAAUGUUUUCAAUGUGAUACCAACUGAAUGAACGUCUAGUAGUUGGUAAUUCUAGUACUUGUCAGGUUGGUGUGAUUAUAAGAAAUUCAUCCGAAUGGUUUCCACUUUUGUUUCAUUAUUUGGUGUCUACCAACGUACAGCCGUGUAUGUUUGUACAAUUAAGAGACACGUGUUACGCUAAAUUUCUUUAUUCUUUCGUCGCUGUUCAAGCAAAAUAUGAGCUGUCUUUGAAGAGCUAAAUUCUUUGUACUAUAGUAAAUCUACCGUGUAUAUAUUGUGGCAUCAACAAAAUGCUAAAAUCAUGUGGAAUUCUGUCUGAAGUGUUUGAAAAUUUGACACGAAUUUGUCUCAUUCCGCUUUGGUUCCGGGGGACUAAAGUGGUUUACUUAUUAUGCUGCUUAUAUUGUCGCGGUUAGUAGAAGCGGCAAAAUUUCGGAGUUUCGUUCAGCGUUUUGUGGUUAACUGCAUGUCCUGUUCUAUCUAGUGUUCAAUAAUUUUCAAAUAUAUGUUGCGUGACUUCUCCCUCAAUCAACAAACGCUUGCUCAUUUCAAACUUGCGAUAAAUUAUUUCCCAAAGUAUUCUCCAAAGCCUGCUUCUCUCCCGAGAUGUGUCUUUCAUUAUUAGAAUUCAAAUUUCCAAGCCUAAAUAUAUAAGUAAUGCAUUCGUUUCAGCGCGUCGGAAGUUUUAAGGACUGAAACAUGACGAAGGCAAUGAACUUGGUUAUGGUCGACUGAGUAAGCUCGGUUUCUGUUUCGUUUGAAAACUUACUGCUCAUUCCUGUCCAUUAAGAGAAAGUAACAUUGUCGAUAAAAAGGUAAAGUUUAUUUAAUUGUGUACUUCAGCAUUGUCACAAAUAGAACGUUGAAAACACAACGGACGCAUAAUUCGACAUCGCCUCUCUGAAAGAGUUUGUUCUUUAAUUGCGAAGCAGAUUUAAACCAGCAGAAUUGGAAAUUCCUGUGUUGAAGUCCAACAAAUAUUUCCAAAUCGUUUUAGCGUCAUUGGAAUAAAAGUAGUCCAUUAAACAAACUUAAGAGGAAAUGACUUCUGACAACGGUUAUCAAACGAAUUUAAUCUUUGAGGAAUUCAAGUAAACUUACUAGUAAUAAUUUGUGCCGUGCCCACUGAGUAUAUACAUUUAGCUUGUCGGUUUGUCGAUCUUCCAAUGUAUGUCGUGUUUAGCGUUUAACUUCUUUUACAGUGCCAAAUUUACAAAAUUUAUGCCCUGAAAUUUGCGAUUGUCCCGCCAAAAAAACAAAAAACAUAGACAACAUUCAGGUUAUGUAAUAUUUGGUUUCUCGGCACGUACCCUAGAAGACACCUCUUUGUGACCAACAACAGCUUUAAAAAUAAGGCUUCUAUUCAAAUCUCAGCUCACCCUCCCGUAAGAGUUAUUCUUGACUAAGGAAGACUUUCCUCAUUAGCGGUUUCCAAAUUUUAACUUGAGCGUGAGAGAGGUUUUUUAAACCCAGCGUUUGUUAGGUGAGUCUUGAUCAUGAACUCUCUAAUAUGCAAAAGCUGUAGUACGGCCUUGAGGGUAAUUUUCAAGUCUCCCUCAGUGGCGCGAGUAGGAAGAAGUCUUUGAGUAAAGUCCUAAAUGUUUUAUGCUCACGGCUAACCUGUCUUUAAAAACAAGCUGUACUAUAUCUCCAUUAGUUAAAAAAGACGGCCAUUUUGAUAAAGUGUCUUAUGGCGAACAUAUUUCUAGUCACGUCUGAUUAUUAAAAGUCAGGACUGCAUGAACAAUCAUAUAUUUAAUCUUGCAAACAAUUAGCAAACUGUGGUGCUCGAUACCUCUAUUUGCAUGUGUUUCUUUUGUCUGAAGACUCUUCAGGGGAAAGAACCACUUUUUACCAAAUAAAAUGUACUUGCAUCAGUUUUACACGCGCAGUAAAUUUGAAUCUCAGAAUCAAAACUAGAAAACCCACCGUGCGUUGUUAAAAAAAACCAGUGUUUAUAUCAUUUGGCCUGAUGGUAAAAGUUUUAAAUUUAGUCUAACCCCAAGUGUAUGCAAUGUAAAAGACGUGUCUUCAUUUGUUAGGAUGUCGUUAUUUCUUUGUUGCUUUGUUCUGCUCUAAACUCUGAAUAUCUCAGAAACUACUGUUCGUCGCGAAUAACUUUCCUAGACCUUCAUACGAAUGAGCACAUUUUCAGGUUUCACUCACGAACUCAGAAGCUUGUUCCACUGUGUUCGGCAUAAUAAACAAGACCACAAAAAUUGCUGCUCGCCAUCUUUCAUGUGAGUUAUUAUGGUUAAGAAUUUCAUUCACAGACAGAGAAGCUAAAACCACCUUGUUCUUCAAUAAACACUACCUGUACCACAAAAAAUGUUACUCAUCGGCUUUCAUUUGAAUGAUAAAUUUAGAAAUCACAUCGACAACUACAACCAUUUCAUAGUCUUGCAAGGGAAAAACAAGGCUCAAGGAAAAAACAUUGCAGUCAACGAUAUUCAUUUGCAGACUCAAGACUAGUAUCAAUUUGUACAGUGUGUUCACUAUUGAACUGCAGAGGAAAGACGUACCAGUAAGUUGCUUGGGGACAUCACCACAGACCCAGAAUGUGUAGCUUCAAAGGGCUAUGUCACCAGGAUAAGCUGUUUUAGAUUAAUUCUGUGCUGAAGUCACUACUUAGUGAAUGCCUUUACCCAUACACUAAAUGCUCCUGUAUUGUUAUGAAAAAGAUGUCUAACGAAUUUCAUCACGGACGAUUUUUUGCAGGCAUAGCUUUAAAACUUGAAAAAGUUGGGCCACAGUUGGGCCAACUUUUUCAAGUUUCAAUCCGAACACAUCCUUGCUAUCCGUUGCAACGGACGACAGAAAUUGAUUGCGAAAACAAUUUUUUAGCUUUCAAAAAGAUAGAAAGUAGCGUGACUUAGUCCCUUUAUCUGUAAACAAAGCCACUAGAAAGUCAGGAAAGUCCUUCAUUAGCUUUCGUAGGUUUAUGGUAUCAUUUUAUAUAUGAUACAAACUUAAUGGGACAGCAAGAAAGGGCCAUGGCGUUCGUUGUUUUCUGGUUGUGGUUUAGACUAAGUAAUAUAGUUGUGACCGUGUUGAAGUGUUGAACGGAAAAAUAAACGACUCAAUAGGGAAGCAUUCUCAAAACUGACUUCUCGUUUGAAUGAUCAAAUGAAAAAGAAUUUCGUCCACAGACUCCUAAGCUAGAGCGUUUUAACAUGCGGCGUAAUAAACAACAUCAUGAGAAACUCUUGAAAAGAUAAAACUUCUUUUCAUGACUGGUGACAAUUUAAUAAUAAUAAUAAUAAUAAUAAUAACUUUAUUUCUAUAGCGCUCUUAUCCUAUGUUCAAGGCGCUUUACAGUCAUGUAAACAACAUUGUUGAAAAAUAUUUACAAAUUUACAACCAUAUCCUAUUAUAUUUACAAUGAGUAAAAAAAGGAAAACAUUAAAACUAAAGCAACUUUUAAACCAUCUUAUUCAUAAUGAUAAAAAAAAGGGAAAAAUUAAAAUUAACGGAAUAUAUACAAAUCUAUAAAAACAAUGAUCCGUUAUUACUGAAUUUAGUAAACUAGUACGUCUUAAGUGAUCUUUUAAAACUCGAGAUGGUGUUGGACUUCCGAAUUUCAUAGGGUAUUAAGUUCGAUUCUUUUGGUGCAUGAACAGCGAAUGCUCUAUCUCCGUAGGUCUUGGUAUACGAUCUAGGUUGCAUUAAAAGUUCAUUACUAACAGACCUCAAUGAUCUAGUAUGAGAACGAUAAUAUAGUUUCUGAGCUAAAUAGCUAGGCGAUGUCCGAUGUGCCCCCCAUUAAACCAUUGUUUUAAAUGCUCCUGGGAGUAUUGCAUUUUUAUUUUAAGACAAUAAGUUACAAAAUUUGGGGGGCAAAACAGAAUCUUGAAAAAAUAAUACGAUUUAUACACGAGGAACAGAAUCUUGAAAAUAAUACGAUAUUGAAUCGGUAGCCAGUGAAGCUCACUCAAAACAGGUGUGAUAUGCUGAAACUUACUUGCAACACAACUCUAGCCGCCGUGUUUUGUACAUACUGCAAUCUUUGUAACUGAUACUUAGGACAUAAUCCACAGACACAGAUGCUGUAGAACUCUCGGGGGGAACUCUCUAUAAUGUUCUUUACGAGCGGCUUAACCCGAAAAGGGAUACCUUAUUCAGGCUUCAAGUAUAUCAAAGGGAAGGGAAUUCAGUAGAACCUCCCGGGGGGCACUCUCUAUAUAUCUGCCUAUACCGUAGGCGGCUCCAUCCGAAAGGGAUACAUUAUUCAGGCUUCAAGUAUAUCAAAGGGAAGGGAAUUCAGUGGAACCUCCCGGGGGGCACUCUCUAUAUAUCUGCCUAUACCGUAGGCGGCUCCAUCCGAAAGGGAUACAUUAUUCAGGCUUCAAGUAUAUCAAAGGGAAGGGAAUUCAGUAGAACCUCCCGGGGGGGCACUCUCUAUAUAUCUGCCUAUACCGUAGGCGGCUCCAUCCGAAAGGGAUACAUUAUUCAGGCUUCAAGUAUAUCAAAGGGAAGGGAAUUCAGUGGAACCUCCCGGGGGGCACUCUCUAUAUAUCUGCCUAUACCGUAGGCGGCUCCAUCCGAAAGGGAUACAUUAUUCAGGCUUCAAGUAUAUCAAAGGGAAGGGAAUUCAGUGGAACCUCCCGGGGGGCACUCUCUAUAUAUCUGCCUAUACCGUAGGCGGCUCCAUCCGAAAGGGAUACAUUAUUCAGGCUUCAAGUAUAUAAAAGGGAAGGGAAUUCAGUGGACCCCCCCGGGGGCACUCUCUAUAUAUCCGCCUAUACCGUAGGCGGCUCCAUCCGAAAGGGAUACAUUAUUCAGGCUUCAAGUAUAUCAAAGGGAAGGGAAUUCAGUGGAACCCCCCGGGGGCACUCUCUAUAUAUCCGCCUAUACCGUAGGCGGCUCCAUCCGAAAGGGAUACAUUAUUCAGGCUUUAAGACGAAAAACGCUCCUUAUGGCUAUAUUAUUUCAACUUAUUAAACGUUACACGAAAAUUGUUUUAAGUGGGUAUGUUAAAGGGACACUAUUUGUCAAUAAAAGAUAUCUAUAAUGGGCACCUCUUCUGUCAAAAGUGGUAUAUAAAAGGGUGAGGGGUUAGACCUCGGGGCGGGGUCUCCCCGAGUAAAGCUUUGUAGAUGAGGUCCCCGGGUAUGUCACGUAAUACAGCAAAGCAAACAGGAAUGCAAGAAAUUACUGAUUUCUCCUUUCCUUCAGGCCCUGGUUGUUCAAACAUUGGAUAGUGCUAUCCACUGGAUAAUUCACUAUCCAGCGGUUAAGUAUUAGGAAAAUCAAAUGCGUCAUUUACUGGAUAGAGAUUUAUCCACGUGAUAGCGUUGAAUAUUUUUAUCCACAGACCCCAGACAUCAAACUAACUUCAAGUUAAACGUCAUACUCGACAGUUUCAUAUGCAAACUUUGCUAAAUUGAACGAUCACGUUUUGUUAUUUUUCUUUAAGAAACACUUUAUAGUCUAUUGCAUGAUGAACAGCUGUAAAACAAAGAAUUGCCACUUUGUCUAGCAUGACAAUAUAACAGGCAACAAUGCUGCCAGCAUUAUGUCACAGGAAAGUUCUACUCCAUAACUUUCGAAUGGGCAUAGGCGUCUUUUACUGUCUCAAAAUUCUUAUAACUUCCUCGCACAGUGUAAUGAAAUACUAAUGGGUAGCUCUUCGGACGGCUUAUAUUUCAGUCGAGUGACUCUGAAUUUGAUAUACCGUGAUAUGGCACGAGUCAGGGCUUUCUUUUGAGUUUUCGGCACGUGUUAGAUGCAGUAUAAUGUAACAGUAUUAAAGCUUCUAUUUCAGUGGAUUCGUUUUGGAAUUUUAUCUAUUGAUUGUAGCUAAAAGCAAGAACUGCGUAGGACCGAAUGUUUAGCAGUUAAUACGGGGAACUUUAAGAGUGAUCGGCAUUCAUUUGAGUUUUUGGCCCGGGGGGAGGGGGGGGACUCCCAUACAGAAGUGACAGGGAUGCUCGUCGGUAAAUUCAAAUUAAACCCCUAAUGGAGAGCAAUUUUGGUGUGGCUCAAGCUUAAACUGACCCCUAAGGGAGAUUUCUCUGUGUGGUCAGUUUCAGGGCAUUUUUCGUAAACAUCUUUGUGCACAGUACUAAGCGAUACCUGAAUGGGCAAAUAUAGUGACUCUCCAUCCCAAACACCCUAAGUGAGAGCAAAAUCUGCAAUUUACACCCCAAAGCGAGACAACAAGCAUCCCGUCACUUUAAUAUGGGAGUUCCCCCCCGGGAGUUUUGGCUGGCGCAAUGUAUAGCUUAAAUCUCUUCUUUUUACUUAUAUCCGCAGAACUAUCUAGAACCACGCAUCAUGAAAUAGUUAGCAGUACAAAUACGAGAAAUUCCCCACCCUAAGUGAUCCACGAUUCCAAAAGUUGGAGAUAAAUCAGUAAAUAGUACUACAGCAAAAGAUGUUAGGCAGACUGGAAUUUCAUCCUAGGUCAAAAUUUUAGAAAUGCAUUCGUCGAGUACUAUCAUUUGAUUGCUGAUAGUAAUCUGAUAACUUGGUUUCCUAAUUACGUUAAUUUGAUCUUUACUCGAAAAAAUAACAAGCAAAAUGAUCUUGAUAAAGAUGUGACGUGUAUUAUGUCACAAGCGUGUGAUGAGUAAUAAAUCUGAUUCCAUGACUUCAUCUUGAAAGUUUGAUCUUCCUGAAGACAGUAGGGCGCCAUAGCGACCCUCGCACGGGCCACUUCGUAAAACGGAAUCCUGAUGUCUCAAUCGUUUGGGAAUGUAUUAGAAAAGACAGUUCCUUUCAACUGUAGACUUCCCAUUGGCUCGUUUUUGCCUUUACAAAGAAAAGAAAGGAAAUUAAAGGAAAAAAAUUAGACAGUAGUGAACCGUUUGUUGGACGUGAAGAAUCCGUAUGAUCUGCAGUCUUGAAUUCGAUUUUGGACUCUCCAAAAGUAUGUUAUUUCAGCAUUUGAUGUCAUAAAAUUCAACCGCAACAUUAUGUACAGUCGACACCCGAUAACUUGGACCCUCGGUAACUCGAACUCCCCGCUAACUCGAAGUAAUUUUUGUUUCCCAUCAGAUCAUUUCUACAAUAUUUCACCCUCGAUAACUCGUACCAUGUUUAAAGCGCGUGACAAAUUGAUUAAAAAAAAUUGUUGUGUACUGUAGUCCGAAACAGUGAAUUUUUUUUAAAUAUCAACCGUGUAUUCUUUGUCUUUACUUUUUGUCAGUUCAGUGUAAAUAUUGUCCAGCCCUGUAUAUUAAUCAAGUUUUGUUGUUUAAAAUGCUCAAUUACUUUUUCAAAAAUCAUGUCUCUUGCUGCCCUUGAAGUGAAGGGUGCAUGGUACUUGCAUUGAAUUUCUUCCUCAUCCACAAGGUUAGCUGUCGCGCUUGUCACCACCACAAAUUAAUGUGAUUGUUUGAAAACCGUAUUUUCCUUAUUCCCGGUUUUUUGCUACGAAAUUCCGAUAACUUGAACUUCCGAUAGCUCGAAGCCAUUUUUUCAAUUUCCCUUGAGGGUUCGAGUUAUCGGGAGUCGACUGUACGUAAUGCAGUACAGUUAUGCCAAGAUAUAUAAUGCACAGGAUGAGGGAAAAAAAAACAUUAAUCAAUAAUGUAGUAAGUUGGUAAUUUUGCCCUCAAAUGCUGCUAGUGUCCACGUUCAUAAAUCAUUCUCCGUGAGGGGACAGCUCCCAUUACCCAUUACACUUUUUCUUCUUUCCGAGGAGGUCGACUUAAGGUAGUUUUGACCGUUCAUUUCGUUGUUAGGUAUGUGUUAAUGAGUGUGGGCGGCUGCUACACGGACUUUCAUAUCGAUUUUGGUGGAACAUCCGUUUGGUACCAUAUUAUGAGGGGCAAGAAGGUGAGGUUUUUUAACUCCUUUAGUGGAAAUUCGCCGUCACAGCAUUGUCCGAAGAAAGUGAUGCCUCUCGUUUGGCUUACAUUUGAAUAGUCUACCCCCCCCCCCCGUUGUUUACUCAUUUUUAAUAGCAUUACGUUUAGACGGUCCGGGACGAAUAUUUGAAAACCGGCCUAGGCUCAAUUUUCGCCGCACUUCAGAGUCCGGUCUUUGCUCCUUAUCGGGAGAGCUUCUUUCAAAUGGAUGAGUGCGGGUUCUUUUUCCCGAACAGUAGAGCUGAGAGCAAACUCUCCAUUUGGGGGAUAUAUACCGUGAAAAGUACAUGCGCACGCACGCUCGCGUGGCUCGCGCAGGCUACCCGAACAGCCGCUGGUAAUCAAUGAAAAGGAGUCGUCAUAGAUCUGAGAAAUGACGUCAAAAUGUUCGACUGAUUUCACUGCAACGGUUUUUGGACAUUCAUAAAGUGCAGUAAAUGAAGGGUCAUGCAAUCUUUUCUAUGCAGAGAAAGAGACUUUAGAUCCAUUAUUACAAACGAGAUGGAUUCUACUCUCGUCUUGUUUAUUUACCCCCUUCACUUAUAAGUACGUUUUCUGGGAGCUCAACACUUUUGUUCGAUAACAACAAAUCCUUGAUAGCAACAUGAUAAAAAAAAAUCGUGUUGAAAUAUUUGCGGCCAUAAUAUUGGUUUCAAUAUCAUCCGGUUUUGAAGUGGUAGGUUUGUAAAGAAACAAGGUCAUAUUUCCUUUCCUGGGUCAUAUUUCCUUUCCCCCAUUUUUAGGGGGAAGAAAGUGAUUAAGCCCCCCUUCCCCUUCCUCUUAUUAAGAUGGACCUUAUAAAUCAAUCACGACAAUAAUUCGUGUGGACUGUACCGGUAUAGUUUAUUCACGUACUGCCAGUUCGGAUUUGCUUUCGAUCUUCAGCUACAUGACCUCUAACCUCAUGUACCUGAGCUUUUCCACUUUACUUUCUAGUUAUUUAUGGAGAAUUGAUAACGUCAUAUUCACUAAAUUAGAUAAGCCCCCCGCUUUUCUCAAAUAACUCCCGGGGAGCUUUAUAGAGGAUUUACGGUAAUACAAAUUGUGUUGAUGUUAAUAUUGUGGGUGUUCUGUAGGUUUUUUGGCUUAUUCCACCCACGGAAAAGAAUCUUCAUUUGUACGAGCAGUGGGUGUUAUCUGGAAAACAACAAAACGUUUUUUUUGGCGACCAAGUUGAGAAAUGUUGUCGCACUUACUUGGAAACAGGAGAUACCUUCUUAAUUCCCACAGGUAAGAGGCAAUAUAAGUUUUAACACUCUUCCAUGCUGUCAAUAAAUGAAUUAUACUUUAUAAGCCCUCCAUUCAUAUCAAACUUUUGCGAUAACUACAAUAUAUAAUCAUUUAACGCUUAGGCCAAACGUCGAACCAAACUUAAUGAGUUAAGUUCAACGCGUCUUAAGUUCGACGUCUGACCCAACAGACGAUCUUAAACUUAAUUUAGGUCGACCCAAGUUAGAGUGUUGUUCGUCUCAUGAAAAGUUCGACGUUUGGCCUAGGCCUAAGUGAACAUGCUUCCAUUAAAAAAGAACGUAAUUUACGAUUCAAACGUUAACCCUUUGUGACCAUUUGUAUGCUUUUCAACCGCUCGGUUGCAGUUUACAGUUUUUGUAGAAACCAAUUCUAUUACCGUGUUUUUUUCUCUUUUUUUUUCUUGGGCAUUUUUGAGCUGGUCUUUUUGUGUGAUGCAUUGUUUUGUUUUGUUUUGUUUUGUUUGUCAAGUCUUCUUCUGAAAAAGUAAAUUUAUUCCAAAAAUAGGAAGCGUAAAAUUAUUGAAAGGCUCGUUCAUUCUUGGACAAAGUUGGAGCUAAAAGCUCAGCCAUAUGUUAUCAAACUUACAGAUACUCGUUUAACAUUACCUCCGUUUUUACUGAUUUACUUAAGGAAGUAACUGACUACUCUCUUCCAAUUUCAGUUAAGUUUAUUAUUUUCGUGGCCUUAUCCACAUUGUAGUUUGUAAUAUAGUUUUUGUUGUUGUGCGUUUUAUGCAGCGUAGUCCCUUAGCCUUCUCUCUUGCCCUGUUGUCCGCGCGAAGCCCGGGAAAGGGUGCAAGUGUCUCUCGGUGACGUCACAACUGACGGUAAAGUCCAGGAUCAACCUACGGAGUAGAUAACGCCUAUUUGCCACUAGCACAUCUCCCAUAAUGCACCUAUUUUGCCCUCCAAAAUUUUGCAUAACCUUUGUUUUUCAUUUCUCCUGAGUAUUACAGCUGUCCCUAGAGAAAUUGAAAACGAUGCUUAUGCAACAUUUUGGGGGACAAAUAAGGUGCCUUAUGGGAGAUGUGCAAGUGGCGAAUGGACUAGGCUGUAUGUUAUGCAUUGCAGAGUGAAUCCUGUAUUUUGCAUGUCAUGCAUUACCAUCUUAUUGGUUAUUCGUGUUGUGCAGGGUGGAUCCAUGCGGUUUUUACUCCAGAAGACUCGCUGGUAUUUGGUGGCAAUUUCAUUCACAGUUUCAACAUCCCAGGACAAAUUAAGAUCAGCGAGAUCGAAGACAGUACGAAGGUAACUUGUGAGGUUGACCACAGAGUUAUCUUUUAAAUAGUCUAUCUUUAUUUAAUUCUCGCUCGUUUGCGCAUUCCAUUUCGAUGCAGCAAAAGACUUGUUCCACAUAAUUUACGUAUUUUUACGAGACAAAAAUAGAAUGUACGGCUACCAUCUCUCUGGUAAGUGACUGGCGUUAGACUUAGCUCUCCCCUUGGAAAAUUGACGUGGAGAAUAGAGAAGAGGAGUGAUGGCGUCACAGACACUACGUUUGUGAAAUUAUGGGAUCGGUUGGCGUUUCCAGAAAGAACAAGAUGAAACAUGUUUACUUGCUCAAAAUCAGCCUGUUGGUACAAAUUGGCGGGGAGAUAUAGGCAACGUUAUGCUCCGGUGACUCCAUAUAAAUCUUUCUAAAAUAGGCCUGGAUCGUUAACGUUUCUAUCCAAGCCAAUUUUAGAAGGAUUUGUAUGGAGUCAUCAGAGCAACCCUGUGCUUAUAUCUCCUCACCGGUUUGUACUAACAGUCUGAUUUUAAGCAAGGGGCUAUUUUCAUCUUAUUCUUUCUGGUCGUUUUGGUGGGUUUUCACGAAAAGCCUGGUGGCAAAUGUCUCUAAUGAGUGAAGUAGAACUGGAAGUCAAACGGCAAAAAAAAAGCAUUUAAACCAAGCAACUUUAAGUUAGUUUUGGAAAGCCGAACUUCUAAUUCUGAACCAUUUUGCUUUUUUCACCAGGUUCCCCUGAAGUUUCGAUAUCCAUUCUUGCCGCAAAUUAUGUGGUAUGCCGCUGACAAGUAUGUUCGGCUUUUGGAGCGAGACAUAAAAGAACGAUGUCUAAUCGAGACACCGAAAAAAGACUCAAGAAAACAGGGAGCAGAAAAUCCCAAGAAAAAAGAAACACUUGGUGUUAAAAGACCAGUCAAAACUGAGAGCGAAGAAAAGAGCGAAGAAACCAGUUCUCCUGCGAAGAAAGACGCUGCUGGAGAAGACACAGCGGGGACGCCGAGCCGCCGAAGAUCAAGCCGAGUCGCGAAGAACGAGGAGAUCGCCCGCCAAGCACAGGAGAACAAAGAAAAGGCAGUAGUACAGAAAGAGGAGGAGAGUGAAGGAGAUAACCGAAAAAAGAGAACUCCUAAAAAAGCAAAGCAUAGCGAAGAAAUGAACGGACAACACCACGAAGAAAAUGAUGAGAAUGACAAUUCACCUGAAGUGAAAGAGGAAGAGAAGACUCCGUGGUCUGCUGUCUACCUUACCCGGUUUGAAAUGGAUGGGUUAUAUAAGCUAAUGCAGAAACUAAGAACAUGGCCUCUGGCUAAAAAGAACGUUCCUGAAAAGGUGCAAGAUCCUGAUAAAAUAUUGGAGAGACUGGAGGUUUGUGUCACGUGAGCCUCCCCCUUUAUUAAAUUAAGCUUGAUUCGAUGAGAUCGUAUACUCUCUUCCCAUAACCCUACGGCCCCAAUGUAGACAAUCGUCAACCCUUUGGCCCAGCACAAAAGAACAAUCAGUAGGUGUAAAAGAAUGUUCUAUUUACUGGCUUUGCUGAAGUAUUGGCUGUUUGCUCUUUUUGUCCUCGUGCGAAGGCCCCUCUCCGGCUUAGAGAGAGAGGACGCUCUGGGGACGAGACUGCACCCUUUUGCCACGUUUUCGUGCGUCUUCCAUAAAUCCGCGUAUGACCCGUUUCACUGGCGUUCGAUCCCUUCAAACUCAAAUUUGUUAGAUAAAGAACGUCUGAGUACGAGUCAAGGCUCUUUUUAGUAGCUUUACAUGCCAAUAUUUCUUCACUGUGCUUCAAGAAAACGGACAGUUCAUUUUGCUCAAAAAUUAAGGCAACGAAAGAAUGAAUAAUAAUUCUCAUAACAGUAUAAAAAAAAAUCGACUUGUAUUACGAGAGUUAAACGUGGCAGUCUCUCUACUGUGAAACUUCCCGAUCGAAUCGGUAUUUUAUAAUUCUGGUUUCGGUGGAGGGAGUAUUUCCAGGGAGCAAAAACAAGUUCAAUUCCCAAUAAACCCUGUCUCAUCAAGAAAUACGUGGCAGGUGUUUGCUAGAGCAAGGAAAAGAGAAAAAUUGGCACGAUAGAACUCGAUGGACUCCCUCGCGCGCCCCAUUUUGCCCUUUCCUCGUCCCUUUCGAAUGCCUGCAACCAAGGCUAACUCCCACUAUAAUCCUAGAGAUAAGCCAUACAGUUCCCCAAGCCAGAAGUCCAGGUUAUUAUCACUUAUAUUCAUGGUGAAAACCUGGACUACGAGGAGUUCCUUAAUUUUCUCGGGGAUAGUAGGGUGAGAGAACAUACACGAGCGGGUGUGAAAAAUAGUUACCUGCGGGAAGGGGGGACCCCUUUCUUCCGCGUGACGUCUCUCCUCGCUGGUGACGAUUUCCACGCACGCUAGCGUGUGUUGCUCGUUCUGAUAGCCCAGCGGACGUAACGGUCUGACUCGUAGUCUUUUUUCACCAGAAGUCACUAAGCUUCUAACCCCCCCCCCCCCCAAAUGGAUAACUGCAGAGACAAAAAUGUUUUCCGUAACAGGGCGUUAGUCGCUGCUAGUGUAUUCUGUGUGUUAACGCCCGGAAAAAAAUAUGUCCUCUUUCACUGGGAUACGGACCUUCUUAAAAAUCGGCCUGGAACACUGUGUGCAUUUUUACACCAGUUUUGUGUUGUUCACUCAGGAGUUACUUGUCCUCCACCGAGAUGACGAUCCAGCUCUAGCAGCCUCGGGUAUGCAGUAUCUGCUACAAAUUGACCAACCUCAGGUAACAUAAUAUUCCUCGCAGCUGAACUGUCACGCAAUAUCUUUAUUUGCUAUGAACAAUUCUAUGUACCGAGGGUUGAGCACAUAGCGUGAAAACGCUAACAAACCAGCUGGCCUCCUGACAUGACCAAAACGAUAAAAUAUAUGCAGUGAAAAUAACAUUACAAUAUGAUUUAAGAAAAUGCUAAAAAGUAGAAAAAUAACAUUGAACAUGCAUUACAGAAUACAACGGUUUAAAAACUGAUGACUUCAGUAAGGUACUUUUCCAAGCCUUGUUAGCAAGCUCGAGCAGACUUGCAAGAUAAAAUUCGAAUCCCUACAGUUAUCCCACUACAAUGAACGAAAGGCAAAUCCCUUUCGUAACUGCCCAGCCGAACAGUUCAUUUUGAAAAGAAAUGUGCUUUUCUCGAAGGUUUUCGCUAAAAACUUAUCACCGCUGUGCAUACUAUUUAGAAAUCGAAAUUAGAGGUUCUAGAGAGUUGCAUACUAUCCGAUCGACUUAUCUGACUUGCUAGUCCAGAGUAAUAGUGAAAUUCGCAAUACGAAUGAACUGGUCUGACCGGCUAGUUCUGAGCAAUGCAAAUGUCCUAAGACUCUUAAUAGCUCUCAAAACAAGAGUACAGCAACACAGUCGCGUGUUUCCUUGUGCUUUUAUUGGAUAACUAAGAAGGGUUCAUGGUAUUGACUUGCUUUUUUCUCUACAGAAAAAGUCGGUGAUGAAAAAGCACGUUUCCAGAGGACCAAUGAUUGGUACAAAGGUCGGCCCAGGAAUAAGACGUCGACGCACUCGAUGUGGGCAGUGCGAGAAUUGCCAGCGAGAGGACUGUGGCGAGUGCAAAACUUGUAAAGAUAUGAAGAAGUUUGGAGGACCAGGAAGAAUGAAACAAUCCUGUCAACUGCGAGUUUGCACUGAUGUACGAUCAACUGUUAUUUGGCUAUAAUACGGGAGUUAAUAGAGAUAGGAUUGACGCUUCAAAGGAGGCAGAUUACCUCUUAGUUUGUUUACACCUUUGUGGCCAUUUCAGGUGCCCUGUUCUGGCCCUUUCUCUCUUAAGAAUAUCAAACAUCGGAAUUUGGGAAACAAUCGAAUUUUUGUUUUGUCAAAUGUUGUAAACUGACAAAUGGCACCAUAUAAACGGACGGAUGAAGAGGUUUUUAUUGAAUGAUCCCUUAAGAGGAUUUCCUCCCCAGACUCAAACUUCCUAAACCUGUCUCCAUGAGUGGAAGAUGAAUCAUUUUGGACGGUUUAUUUCAGAAAGGAAUUUGAAAAUAUUUAUCCCUGCUGCCAUUAUACUCCCGUAGGAGUCUUUCGAUUCACUCUCAGUCAAUUCGGAGACGGGUAAUGUCGAUUGAAUUUUGAGUCUAGACGGAAUCCUCUGGCGUUUUUGGUGGUACAAUCAAACGCCGCUAAGACAUAGUGUCCGUAUUAACGGAGUGUCCUAUUAUGAAGCGGAUUGAAUUUAGAGGAAAUGUAGGAGAUUUCUUUCCCCAGGGACAAAUCAAACUGUCCGUGAUAAUGAGGUGUCCAUAAAGCGGGAUUCGGCUGUACUUCGAACGGAAUCAUUUGCAAACAGGAAUUUAGGAUUUUUGUUUAAUUUCAGUUCCCCACUCGUUAAGGGACUUGUCAGAAAUUAACAGGGGGGGAGGAGGGUGGGAAUUUUAAAUUUGGGUUCGGAAAUGAGGUGACCCAUCCCUGCAAUGGAAGUGAAAUUUGCUAACCCUCCCCUUGAGCUUGACCUAAAAUAUCAAUAUACCCUCCCCCUCUUGUAUAAAUAAUAAAAUCUAGUUCUUGCAGUACACUAGGGUGAGUCAGUAUUAUGAAAGCUCAAAAUACAUUUCUAAUAUGUUCUUUGUAAUGCCAUAUACGUACAUUUUAGAUGACAGCAUUAAGAGUCCGACUCUGAUUCUAACAGCUUUCACUCGACUCUCCUAUUUCUCCCACUUUUUUUUUUUUUUACAAAAUAAAGAACUUUUUUCUUUUGUGGGUGAACCUCUACAUGAUCACGGACACAUAUUUGUAUCACCCUCCCCCUUUCAACGGCCCAUUUUUCAUAGCCCCUCCCUUUUCUGCAGUCUCAAAAAGUUGUGACCCUCCCUCUGUUUCCACCCCACCUCCCCCCCUGCUAAUUUCUGACAAGUCCCUAAGGGUGAAAAGUUUUAGAGUCAGUUAUUUGUUAUUUCAUUACAGCCCAACUUGCCGACCUGUGUGCGCUGUUUGGUAUGCAAGGAAGUGAACAAAGAAGAGCACCCCUUAAUGGAGUGUAGGCUCUGUGGUGAGAUUGUUCAUCCAACCUGUCUGGGUGACACUAAGGGGCGCUGUAAAAUGGUCACAGAGAUUAACAACUGUUGGGAGUGCCCCAAGUGCUGUAAGGACUCAUCUGUAAGUGUGUGUUAUAAUAGUUAUCCGCUAAGUUAACAUUUGUGGGAUCGUCUUAUCGACUAGAUUUUAGACUAUGAAAGGUCGGUUAUUUUCCGCGAAAGAUAGUAAAUAAACAAAACACACGAGAGCGCGGGGUAUCCAUUCCCCUUCCCCGCCCCACCCCCCGAGCCAGGAGAACUAAUGGGGAAGAGAAAUGGGUCAGGAAAAGAAGGGCGAGAUCCAGUCAUGCGUUGUGAAUAUAGCGAUGAUUCGGCACUCAAAUGAAAACUGAUAAUUUUUCUCCGUACUGUGUAAAACAUUUGUUUUGAACUUCCCUUUUCGUUUUGGAAAUAGGGAGGCUUAUACUCACGCAAAAGUACUGCUAUUUUCAAAUCAAAACGAGAAGCAUGCAACUUUUUCUGACCUUCCUAUACUCUUUUCUCUUUCUAGGCUUCGUCUCUCGGGGAUCUACAACUCUCACCUGCGAAGAAACGAAAGGUAAUAACAAGCCCACUCCGAAGAGACGCAAGGACAGCUAAUCGGGACAAAAUAUCCAAGGGCGAAAUCAUUCUCAGCAAAGUUUGCGAGAAUAAUGUUAGAGCUUCUGGGCCCUUCCUGUCACCAAACCAGUUUCAGAAGCAUCUGAAUUUCCGGCUUCUGAUUGGCUAGGAAAUGAAUCAGAAGCAGGGGAGGAUCCAGUAGCCUGCUAGCAAACGCGUCUCCUUUCGCGUGCUGCUCUUGCGUGAAAUCUCGCGACUCUCCUAAAUGAAGAGCUUGCUCGUGGGCUAGGGUUCCAAACGCUUAAGUGUCCAGCUGCUCUGCAGUUCCUCCUGCAGCACUUUUCGUCCUUAACAAUCCCCUCUUAGUCAGCUGCGCCGGGGUUCCUUGCUUUGUUCGUUUCUCUUGUGUUUUUGCUUUUCUGUUUUUUGUAUUUGACUUUACGAGAGUAGUGUUAGGAUUUGAAAUAACUCAGAAAUGCUUUUGUCUCAUCAGUUACAUUUUCUCUCUUACCAUAGGCAAGUCCCUCUAAAGAUUCUUCAAAAAAGGUAUGUCACUGGUUUUUAUUCUUUUCUUAACGGUGAGCUACAGCUAGAAAUAUACGUCGAAUUAACUGAGGAGUUUUCAGAAAAGUUGGAAGGCUGGCAAUUAUUUAACAUCCACUUCAUCUCAGAAAUUCUUCCGUUCUUUAAGAAAUGAACGAAAAGAUGACAUAACGUGCAGAAACACUGAUUUGUAGGUUUGUUUACGGAAGAUUGGGAAACAAGCGGGUCCACAGAAAAUUCGAUGCGCGUGAAAUAUAUGCGUUAGAGGCGAUUUUUCGCGCGCCAAUUCUAUCGCCCAUUCUACAGCCUCAGAGCAAGAUCUCCUAAGUCUCCUCUCACUUUAUUGGUCAGGAGGAGAUUUUCAUUUCUGUUUGUUUCGUGGCUGUUUUAGAUUAAAAGAGUGCAUCAAAGUGGAAGUGAGAAACAGUCGGUAAGUGAUAAGUAGCAUUAACUGGGUCCAUAAUACAGACUGGCUGCUUUUAAAAAACAAAUACUAAAUUAAUUUAUUUUUGACGAGAUUUUAUGCUUUUCGAAAGACCAGAAGAGUAGUGAAGAGUGCAAAAGGAUUGUUGUUUAAUCGACUCGAGCGCAUCUUACGUGCAAUUUAAUGAUGCGAAUGUUGCAUAGCCUCGUAUACAUACUUUUUAAGAGGAUCGCAACCUCGUUCCCAGGAUCGUAUUGUCCACUCUCCCUCCAGGAGAAGGAAAAAAGAGAGACACUGGGAACGAGGUUGAUAGGAUCGUUACCUGACGACCUAAAAGGACAUGCGCGUGACGCUACAUGCAUAAUAAGACCUGUUUCCUAAAGUUCUCAUUGAUAUGUGUAUAAUUACAGCUACUUGUUAACAUCCUCGCAAGUAAGACUGAAUUGCGAAAGAUUUGCUCGUACUAGUCUCUUUUACGUGGAAACGAGCCUCGAUAAAAGCGUUCUGAUUGAAAUCUUGAAUUUGUACGUCGCAUUUCAGAAAAACGAUGUUAGAUAUUUCUGACUCAUGAUAGUAUCGAGCAGUCUUGUAAAUGUCGCUUAUUUUCCUAUACUGCUGUGAGACUUACUUCUGGUCAUCUGAUAACGCAGAAGGGUUUGUGAACCUGUCUUCAAGACUUGAAUCACCAAUCAUCAAGUUAAAAGACAAAUGGCUCGCCGAACCAUUACAUAGUCCACGUCUGAUUAAAAGAAUGCAACAACGCAACAUUACGCGCAGUUGCAGCUUGUGGGGUAGUUCCCAGUGUAAAUUAAAUGCGUUAAUAAACCAUUUCCGAAAUGCCUCGAUCCUUUGUUUGAAAACGAAGAUAAGUGCGAAGUUUCUGUUAUAAAAUACUUUAUUUUCAUGCAAAUAAACUCGUUUGUGUACCUACGGUUUUGCACUUUUGAUUUGAGGAAUUUUGGAUUUUGCACUCGGAAAUAGCCGAUUGCUGUUUCUCAGCCCGCGUUGAUGGUGGUUUCGUUUGAGCGAGGUAAAGAAGGAAGCUUCAUUGGCGUCGACGCCACGAAAACAAGGGGUGAAAUCGCGAGAAGAAUAAUUCCCCCUCUUCAUAUCUCUCACGGCUAUGUUGGCUAGCUGUUAAGUCAGUUAGCGAGGUCAGUGCUGUCGAUUUCGAGCCGCCUGAAAUGCGACGUAUAAACCAGGCUUCAUUUGAUCGUCGUGCUUUGAGUCAUCAAGUGACUAUCUAUGGUUUAGGUUUUGAGUCAGAGAGUGACUAUGGCACGUGUUAAGUUUUAUUUGUCAUGUUUCACUUAUCCAUGUCAUUCCCUACGCUGCAUUCACUUUUCCGGUGGCUGUUCGGCUUCCACGAGAAGAGGGACUGUACGCUUAUAGACGGCCUGAAUAGCAAAGUCAACUAAAAACUCAUCUCCAAACUCAUUUUCCUAAUCGACAGGAUGACUGUGCUGCUAAACUUUCGCCUCAGAAAGCUCUCGGGACAGCACCGCUAAGUAUGUGAUACAGUAGUCAGAUUUUCUGUGUACUGAUUGUUGUGACUGCACUAAGUGACAAAUUUGGAACUCAAGUUCGGCCAUUUCUGGGAUUAUGUGCCCAGCCGAGCCACCAUAAUGGCUACCUCUUCUCAGCGGCCGUACAUCACCAUAAGCAUAUUUUGUUCUACACUCCGCAGAGGCUCCAGUCAUUCAGCCAGCAAACAGAAUUACAAACGAGAUCGAAUAUUCAAACCAUUCAAAUUCGCUAUUUUAGAAACGACAAGGAAACUGGGCCGAGUUAACUUUCGCAAAGACUUCUGGGACUGUUACUUGGAACAGAGAAAAAAUUGACCAAUAGCUGACCGGUGCGUCCCCAUUAACGAUACCAGAAACAACUGCGGGACAUAUUUCAGCUCCAGUUCUCCUCUCGUUUCUGAAGUGGCGAAUGGAAAAGAGAGUCUGGAAACCUCUCCUCCCAGUGUUCUCUGAGCUAGCAGUAAAGGGGCCUCUGCGAAGGAAGGGACUAUUUGCACUUCACCAAGCACUAAAUCAGUUGCUUUGACACAGGCCAUUCUAAACCCCUUCACUGCAAGUUUUUCCUGCCACGGUAGUCCACUCAAAAACAUCGCACAACUAGUUUUCAGCUGUCAGAGUGGUUACGGUAAAGGAAUUCGUUGACAGACUUUCGAAUUGGGUUUCAAGUCGUGUGGUUGAAAUGGUCAACUUGAUGACCGAAAAGCCGUCGUAAGGUAUUGUAGGGUAGCCUUCAAGGCAGGUCACAUUCUCGAGCGAAUCCUUUAUAAAGAGAAAUAAAUAUCGGUGCGUGACGGACUAGAGCAAGAGUACGUACAAAGAGCGUGGUCACUUAUUGCAACCAGUCGAGAGUCAGCAUUUCGCAUACCCAGGAUCUACAAAGUCUUAUCUGAAACUCGACUAGUUUUUUACCGUCUUUUGAACAUUUUUCCAACAGCUAAAGUUGUUCUGUUGCCUCCCCUGACCCCGUUGUCCGAAACGGCUUGGAAUGAACGGUUUCGAACAUUUCCACGCGUGUACUUUAGGUCUUGCAAUAGGCAUAGUGCUUUUAAUCCUAAUACCGACCGAGACCGACAUUCAAGGAAAAACGUAGACGAGAAAGGAGCAGUUACUUCUAAGAGCUGAAGAGCUUAAGUUUGAAUGGUUACACUUGAGAUUGUUAUUUAUGAAAGCGGUUUCACGGUGGCAGUGAAGGGGUUCCCACUCAUAAGCACAUUGUGAAAAACACAUAUAACCAUUAAAAAUAGUAACAUUAAUGAUGUAGACAACGACAGAACAGUGCUAAUUAUAAUGGUAAUGAUGGCAAUUGUGAUAGUGAUAACACCUAUAAUAAUAAUAAUAAUAAUAAUAAUAAUAAUAAUAACAAUAAUAAUAUUUUUUAAUUGAUAAUAAUAAUAAAUUUUAUUCAACUUUAAAAAUAUGUAUAUAAUUUACAGAAAUAUUUGAAGUAAGAAUUUAGCACUAUAUAACAUCAAGAAUCAUAAAAAUCAUAAAAAUACAAUCACUGUGUCAAUAACGAUUUCCCAAAUACAUUCCUUGCGGCUCAGAUGCGAUCAAUAACUCUUGCAGGCAAGCCAGAGUUGUAAAUUAAGUCAUUGCAAAAGAGAAUUAUCCGCCUCUGAUAUUAAAAAGAAACAAGCUAAAAAAAAUAAAAUCUAGUAUUCCUAAAUUCCUAAUUCUUUAAAAAGUUCUUAAAAAAAUAAAAAUAUAUAUAAUAAUAAUAACAACAACGAUGGUAGUAAUUCUAAAAUAGUAUUAGUUGUGAUAACAAUAAUGGUAACGUUAUAAUGACAAUUAAUAAUGAUUAUUUGACAAUAUUUUUGUAUUUCUUGCAGAGGAGCAAAAUGGACAGCAGCGAGUCCUCAGAAGAAGAAAGUGAUCCAGAAUCUAUUGCUGCUGAUGACGAUGAGGAGGAGGAGGUUACUCCUCCAUCUAAGCGCCGCCCUGUUGUAGUGCCCAAACUCCCUGUUGGUCCCCCGCCGGAAGUGAAACCCAAGCGCGUGGUUCGUCCGUGCCCUAUUUCUCCUCCGCCUCAGUCUUUUAUGUUAGUAAAUGACCAAAAUCAUGUGAUGGACCGUCAGCUUUGGCUUGAAGUGUUCAGCUUUCUCUCGCAACCUGAGUUGUGCGUGUGCAUGCGCGUAUGUCGUACAUGGAACCGCUGGUGCAUGGAUCGACGGCUCUGGUCAGUUAUUGACCUAUCAGAGAAAAAAGUCGUCAGCGCUGCUGCUCUCAAGGGAAUUGUUCGACGUCAGCCGACCACGCUGAACCUUAGCUGGACAAACGUUACAUUUCAACAACUGAAGUGGCUGCUGAACCGCCUGCCGAGAAUCCGGGAACUUUAUCUAAGUGGCACGACAGAAGCCACACUUUAUGCUCUCUCGUCUGUUGUCUGCCCUCGGCUCAAAGUCCUUGGACUAAGCUGGUCCGUGGGAAUCACUGACUCGUUGUUGAAGGAAAUCAUCUUGCCUGUUUCUGACUCUCGCGCCGGUUCUGUGGAGAGCAAAAGCUCGUUUUACAGGCUAACUACUUUAUUUCUUUCCGGAUGUGACGUGACCGGGUCGUCUCUACGUCUUUUGGUUCAGCAUUGCCCGGAUUUGCGCAAGCUUGAUUUGAGCCUCUGCCCUGGAAUAACCGAUCAAGACAUUGAAAGUGUCUGUGGCCAAGCUUUGAUCAAUGAGUUCCUUCUUAGUGGUUGUGCCAGUCUGACUGAUAAAUGUUUGUCUUUUUUGAAGCUUUUCCCUUCCAUUGCACGCCUCGACCUUCGUUCCUGCACUGGCGUUUCGACUGAUGCUCUGCAAGAAUUUGUUAAAAACUCCAAGGAUGACCUCAAAAUAAUGGAUAAAAAGCUUAUUGUAAUUAAGUAA
Messenger RNA from Porites lobata, 26123 nucleotides. The record is from the annotation of a GenBank genome assembly. NCBI's taxonomy places the organism in Eukaryota, Metazoa, Cnidaria, Anthozoa, Scleractinia, Poritidae.